Messenger RNA from Cephus cinctus (wheat stem sawfly), 3225 nucleotides. RefSeq names its product cell growth regulator with RING finger domain protein 1. The transcript has 6 exons. Lineage: Eukaryota; Metazoa; Arthropoda; Insecta; Hymenoptera; Cephidae. Bases 571 to 1698 code for a protein of 375 amino acids. Gene Ontology annotation, biological process: negative regulation of cell growth. The record is from RefSeq and is a predicted model, not a curated record.
UUUCGAGAAGUUUAAAAAGUGUCAAAGAAGAAAAGUGGUAGGACUACCGAAACAUACGUUUGCAAAAAAUUUACGAAACUUUCAUCAGGAUUUUUCUGAAUGCUACCAGUUUCAUCGCCGAUUCCAUAUCGUUCCAUACUUAAGCUGUGAGGAAGAAAAACUUUAUCGAGGACUGGUAUACAUUGAGUUGCCUGUUGCAUAAACACGGUUACCACGCGACUGUGAAGUGCACCCUUACACGCAGAUACGUCCCUGAAAAUUUGUCUGACAAGACGGAAUCUGUUAGUUUUAUAUUUGCAAGGAAAUCGAAUUAAGGGAAUCCUAAAGUGAUACUAAAGCAGAUUCUGUGCGGUGUGUGUUGUGUAUACAAUCAAGGAUAUUCUUUAAUAUAAUCUUUAAGGACAUUGAUCCAUACGGAGUGUUUACGUUAUAUUAAUGCUUCUUUGGGGAAACCGAGGAUUUGUCCGAGGCGCUGUGUCGUAUUUGUGUAUCGCCCUUUAUCACCGAUUAAAAACUUUGUGUUUUCCACCUUAAAGUGGGGUUAGUGCAGAUUUCACGCAGUGAGGAAAGAUGACAGCGAUGCUAGUAUCCGUGGCUGAGUUGUCGAACAUUUUCUCUGUUCUUGCAGUGUUGAUAUGUUUCUGCGGAGUUGUCUUAUUUAUCAUGAGGAACAUGAUGGUACUUCGGUUGCAUGGCGAUGAUCUGAUGUUCGGCGGAAAUGGCGGUGUCAUGACGCAUUCCCCUCGAAUUCCCCAAAUGAAGAUGAUGAAGGUUCACAUACCGUUCACUUUCAAACUUCACGAGAGCUUCAAGAGCACCUACGCGGAAGUCGAAUGCGAGGUAUCCAGCCAGGUGGAGUAUUCACUGCAAGCGAUUUGGGGCGUUAGCAUAAGAGAAUUGCACCUGGCAUUAUGGAGGCCAUGGAAUGCCCUGAGGGACGCAUCUUUGAAUGGCACACUUCUUCAAGGACACGCGCAGUACCUUACGCCGCCACAAACUAAGCAACCACACGGAGAGGAAACGCUUAGGCUGUCCCUCCCAGCUCCGGAAUUGCAGCUCGGUACUCCGCCACGUCUCUGCUAUCCUCUCGUGAUUUUUCUCACACGCAAAGACAACAGAGAUCCGCAUCCUGACGAGACGGUGGCGCUGGUGAACGUUGUUCACAUUAAGGAUAGCGUCUGUACAUUGCCAACUUCAAUAUUAGCACAGUAUCUGAAACAAGCGAACGGCCAAUUAUCCUGUCUCAAGCAACUCUACCUGGCUACUGGUAAUUCCACUAGCUACGAAGAUGACAUGUCCACUGGUUUGGGGCCUGCACUCGCCCUCGCAGAACCGUGCAACAACAGUGGUAACAAUGCGAGAGGCGCAUUGGUAGCUUCCGGCGUUGGAGAUACGGAAGGUUCACUUUGGAAUUCAGCAGGCGAGCAGCUCUGCGUAGUUUGUCAGUAUUUUCCUUUGUCGAGAGCGUUGCUGCCCUGCAGGCACACCUGCAUCUGCGCUUCGUGUUUCGGCAAGUUGGACAGAUGCCCCAUGUGUCGAAGCCCCAUCAAGAGUUACUUCUGUAUACGUGGCGAGGAAUACAUGCCACCGGAAAAGGAAGUGAAUCCUUGCAAGCAAAGACAGAGCGCCCAUGGCGCGUCGCACUGGCUGCACGACUGGAAUGAUCGACUUACCGAUUUCUUGGGAUUCGCACGGUAGACCUUGUCUUACCUCAUGUUCACCGAUGAUGAAGACGUCUCAUUCGUUCGCAGAAAUCUCGGAUGUGUUUCGGACCGUUCUAAUGUUUCGACUGUAUUGUACACACCGUUUUACCUUAAAUGAAUCGUCGUCAAUGUUCGCAUGUCUGAUUGGAAGAAACUUUUAAACUUAAAUUACAGAUAUUUUUUUAAUAUUUGGAUCUCAAGCGUGUGUCUCGAUGGACCAGGACAACGUUGGCUCCGACGUGAGAUUGUUUGCUCUUGGUACUCUAGAGUGAAACUGUUGAGACAAAUUAGUUAAUGAUUAACGUGUAUAUGAAGAAAAGUGGUAGUGAGAUAUAGUGAGAGAGAAAUAAGAGAAGAAUUACCAGGAAGAAUGUAUAUAGUCGAAGAACCUUAUUCAGUAGCUGUAAGACAUGGCCGAAGCAAUCUCGAGUUUCUUACUUCCAACUGACCAGUUGUUUGUAGCUUGAUGGCUGCAGAAAGAUCAAUUGGAUGGAACUUCUGUUUAUUCUUAAUUUUGUAUUCGAUAAACAGCAAACGAGCAGAAGUAGAUUUCGUUUUGGUCUGAUAUUUUGAAUACAUUAUUAUCGUAUCGAUUGUAAUUUAAUGAUUCUUGAAAAAAUUAUGGGCCCAUUUCAGAUGCAAGAUCAUUAAAGUUAUAUUGAUAGCAGUUUUUCAAUUUCGAAUAAUUUUUAUGGAAUGAAACGACGAUUUUUCAUGUAUAAAUUUAUCGUAUAAGCUUUACUUCGAGAAUACACACUUUGCUUCUGUUAUCUGAAUAGCAAAUUUUGUUUACGCAGGAUAAUAUUUAACCCAUUCAGCCGAAAUAAUGAGGUACACUCGCAACGUACACAGCAAGUACGAGAAAAAAAAAAGUGGCGGUCGAAUGGGUUAACCGUACUCGAACACUUUUUUCUUUGUUGGCCCAAACAAUUUAUCUUAGUUUGUUAACUUAAUGAAUAUUCUACGAUAGUUGAUUUAGCUGGAAAAGAAAACUUUCGUUUUGUAUUUGAUAGAUGAAAAUGGUUUGAGACGAGCAGGUGACAACGAUUGCUGAGAUAACACGAUGAAAUAUAUUAGAAUUUAAGUUGUAAAUACACAGACUGUGAUAAUCCUGAUGAUAUCUUUAUAAUUGUGGAUUUCACUUCCAUAGGAGGUGGUUAGUUUAAAAAAAAGGAAGGCACUCAAAAGCAACUUGUAAUAAUUUUGAAUAAUUUAUUUUAACGAAUAACAGAACCGAACUCACAGCCUCGUGCAUAGUUUCAAUCAGAGUUUACAAAGAUUUGCGUUAACGUUUAACUUCGUGAAAGUGUAACAGAAAGUUACAGAUGUGGCAAACCUGUAAAUACGUUUCAUAAGUAAUAGCCACGACCUAUGAUAUCAACGUAUUUUAUUAGGAUAACUUUAAAUGCCCUAUUAAUUUAUGUGAUAGUUUAAUAUUCCAGUGAUGAGACGUAACGCUCUACCUGUAUACGAAAAUUUGUACAUAAUUUAUUUAAUAAAUAGUGGUAUUCGAAUUCAUGUA